GUCAUACUCAGAAAGACUUUCCUGCACAGAGCAAGCGCCAGAGAGAAAUAGCAAUGAAAAGCCUGCACAGCUCCACCAUGGUCAAGUCCCUGCUGCUGCUGCUGCUGGGGAUCACUCUCCUGAGGGAGGCGGCGGCCCGGAAAGCCCUCAGAGUGGGCAAUACUGCUCUCCAGAAGCCUAGCAACUGCCCUCCUCUGGAGGACAACACCAUCACGGUUGACAUUCGCAUCCUCAAUCAAAAGCAGGGCACUCCCAUCCCCCAUGACUUCCGGAACCGCUCCAGCUCCCCGUGGGACUACAACAUCACCCGGGACCCGCACCGCUUCCCUACCGAGAUUGUAGAAGCCCAGUGCAGACACUCAGGCUGCAUCAACGCCCAGGGGCAGGAAGACAGCUCCAUGAACUCCGUUGCCAUCCAGCAAGAGAUCCUGGUCCUCCGGAGGGAGCCGCGGGGCUGCUCUCACUCCUUCCAGUUGGAGAAAGUUCUGGUGACCGUUGGCUGCACCUGUGUCACCCCCAUCGUGCGCCACGUGGCCUGAGCGCUGCACAUCCGCUUAGCUGAAGAAGCUGGAGCAGCGCCAUUCCUUAUCCAGUGCCUGAAACAAGUCCUGUCUGAUUCUCCAUUCUCUGCACUCACUGUCUCUUAAUAGCUCCUUGUGGAAUUCUCCAAGCUUUGUGUUAGAUGUAGUAUGACUUUUCUGAGAUGCUUCAGACAUGCUCCAGUUUCCCAUCCUCAUGCAGGUGGAUGCGGAGGAACAUGAAGGAGCCCAUGGCCCAUUAUGUUACACGAUGACCCCCUCGUUAUGAUGACCACUAGGGUCCAGUGCUAUUCCCUGGGGUUUCUGUUGGUAAAAGGGAAGCAGAAAACACAGUGCUAAUGCAUGAGUGUGUGGAAGGCACUGUGCAGGUUGGGGUGGGAUGGUAAGGGCGGGGACAAAGAUCUGGUGAAUAUAUCUAUAGGAAGCAUUUGCUAAAUAUAAAUGAUCCUGGCCUGAACCGGUAGAUAUUUAUAUUUUAGAGGACUUGUCUAUAUAUUUAUGAUCUGUUAAUUAUAUAAAACUUCACAGA
Messenger RNA from Chinchilla lanigera (long-tailed chinchilla), 1068 nucleotides. RefSeq names its product interleukin 17F (gene Il17f). The transcript is spliced from 3 exons. Gene Ontology annotation, cellular component: extracellular region. Bases 54 to 539 code for a protein of 161 amino acids. Gene Ontology annotation, biological process: inflammatory response. The record is from RefSeq and is a predicted model, not a curated record. Gene Ontology annotation, molecular function: cytokine activity. NCBI's taxonomy places the organism in Eukaryota, Metazoa, Chordata, Mammalia, Rodentia, Chinchillidae.